Tympanuchus pallidicinctus (lesser prairie-chicken) is the source of this 4384-nucleotide messenger RNA. It is a transcript of the gene NKAIN3, whose product is annotated as sodium/potassium transporting ATPase interacting 3. Gene Ontology annotation, biological process: regulation of sodium ion transport. The record is from RefSeq and is a predicted model, not a curated record. The coding region runs from base 184 to 729 and encodes 181 amino acids. The transcript has 6 exons. NCBI's taxonomy places the organism in Eukaryota, Metazoa, Chordata, Aves, Galliformes, Phasianidae.
GCCGCCGGCUGCGCUCCGCGGGGCCGCUGCCCCUCCGACAAAGGAGGUGGAGAAGCAGAGGCGGGAGGACGGCGAGGAGGAGGAGGGGAGGGGGACGCGGCCGCUCCGUCCGGAUGCGGUGAGCCCCCGCUUCGCCCGGCAGCGCGGAGGGAAGCCGAGGAGCAGCCGCGGCGCUCCGCCACCAUGGGCUGCUGCACGGGGCGCUGCACGCUCAUCUUCCUCUGCUCGCUGCAGCUGCUGGCAGCAUUAGAAAGACAGAUCUUCGACUUCCUUGGUUUCCAAUGGGCUCCUAUCCUUGGCAAUUUCUUACAAAUAAUAGUAGUCAUUUUGGGUUUAUUUGGAACCAUCCAGUUUCGGCCUCGAUAUAUAGUUGUGUACACGGUGUGGACUGCCCUGUGGGUCACCUGGAAUGUGUUCAUUAUCUGCUUCUAUUUGGAAGUAGGCGGGCUCUCUAAGGAAACUGAUCUCAUGACCUUUAAUAUCUCAAUGCACCGUUCUUGGUGGCGAGAGCACGGGCCUGGCUGCAUACGAAGAGUGGUGCGUCCUUCUUCUCCUGGCAUCCUAGAUGAUUACUCCUAUGUCUCUGUGACAGGCUGCAUAAUCGAUUUCCAGUACCUAGAGGUCAUUCACAGCGCUAUCCAAAUACUCCUCUCUCUGAUUGGAUUUGUGUAUGCCUGUUACGUGAUCAGUAUUUUCAUGGAGGAAGAGGACAGCUGUCGAACUAAGUAAUGAAAGAAGUCAAGACUUCUGCUGUCGUAGCUGAAGAAACAGAUGUCAGAAGAAAAGACCAACCUUGUGACUCAUCGUUCUGGAAGAAACGCACUGUCCGUUUCUCACGGCGCGUGGAUUGUUCUUCCCACAGGCUCAGUGUCAUUAUCAGCGUUGUUAUUUGGUAGAUCCUUGUAGAUGACUUGAAUUUUUGAAUGAUUUACUUAUAUGGACACUUGUAAAUUGUAAAUUUUUUCUUUUUUAAUUUUAAUAUUUUUACAACAUUUAAUGUUAAGGCAUGAAAACGAAACCUGUGAAAACUAUGAGAAGGCUGCAUCUUCCUCAAGGAAGUCGGUAUUUUGAACUGAUAGAAUCAUACUGUGCCUGGUAAAAAUCAUGUCAGUGAUUUGGACUCCAAAAAAUACAGCAGGAGUUAAAUCCUAAUGGUGCAAAGGAGCUCAUUUCAGUGCUGUAUUUUGAAAUUCACAGUGUUCAUUGCUUGUGGUUUUUUUGUUUUUUUUUUUUUGAACUGCGGUAUGCAGUAGGCGUAGGUCUAUGACUCUACUUGACCAGAUGUUCCAGUACAAACGUACUCAUCUAAUUAUUGCAAUUCAUAUAUGGCUCCUUCUCUUAUCUCUUACUCUGAGCCCAUCAACAGUAGCUGUCUCUGAUUCAAAGAGAAAUAGAAUGACCAUACAAUCUGUGGAUGUCAGUCACUAGAAACCCUUAAUUCCAGGGUUCUUUAGGUGUCUGUGAUUUGCACACUUUUAAACUCUUUUCCUCCCUUCUCCCAGGAAGAAGCCAAGCAUGAAUGUACAGUAUAAGGCACCACCUUCAGCCUUAGAAGCCUCUGGGAAAUAAUUUUGUUCCUUAUUUAGAAGUAAACAAGCAAAUCUGAAUAUGUGUACAAAAAUUUGUAAAGUUAUUUGUAAAUACUUCUAGACAAAGAACAUGUAUGUAACUGUCGUAUUUUGUUUUCUAUUCUGUCACCACUAGCAUAAAGUGAUACACAAAAGCUACUUUCUUUGGGGAACUGGCAAUCUUUUUACCAGAACUCUGUGUUUCUUUCUUCUUGAUUACUGUUUAAAAUACUGUGCACAGUUUUAUACACCAGAGUUACAUCUCUUCACAUAAUGUGCCUCAGCAUCAGUAUAAACUUCAUCAGGACUUGGGGGCCAUUUCCCUUUUUGUGGUUUCUCAUUUUGUGUUUUCUUGGAUGGGAUUGUCACGAAAAGCAUUCUUUCUGAUAUGCGUGUCUCUGUCUCUCCACUGGAAGCUGAACUAAGGUCCACUAAGUUCUUUCAUAAAUUUCCUGAAUGGUCUUCAGCUAGUAAAUUGCGUUCUAACAGCUUUCGGAUUCUCAGUUUGCAGUCUUUUCUUGAAGCGUGUCUAUCCUAUCUUUUCCAGUCUGAGCAGAUGUGAAAUAGAUGAAGACUUGCUUUGAUUCUUUCCCUUAGAUAGUCUAUUUGAGUUAAUUAGUGAUAUGAACCUAAUGAGACAGUUAAUACAAUCUAUCGUUUUUAGGUAGAAAGGCUUCUGUGGCUCAUCCACCUGUUUUCCAGUCAGUUGAACCAAAAGCCUCACCAUCUUUGGAGAAAACAUAAACUGAAUGUGGAUUAACUUUCCCUUCCAGUAUGAAGUGUUAAAACAAAAUCAACAGAAACAACUGAAUAGGACUUUUUCUUAGUAUUCUUAGGGCUCAAUAUACCUCAAACAGUAAGUGUUUUUGUGUAAGGUCAGACUGUACCAACACCAGGAAUGCUGUACAUGAAAAUAAUGCCAUCUGUGAUCAUGUAUUUGAAUGUUUCUCAUAUGCUAUUUUCUCAUAUUUUCUAGACUAUUGCAAAUUACCAGAUUUGUCCUAUCUUGAAGACUUUAUCUAUGUGAAAAAAAUAAAUAUUUGUCACAAAGCUAAUAUAAAUGCUAACAGUUUAGAGGCUUCACGAAGAAGAUUCAAUGUGAAUUUCUUUGUAGUUGCCAUAUUCCAAUAAGGCAAAAAACAUUUUUAUCUACUUGUGUAAAGUUUUACUUUUGCUUAGAUUAUUUCAUUUAUUUGUAUUAUAUCUUGAACAACGACAGUGUCUAUUCAGCCAGUGCCUACAGACUUCUGAGUUGGAGAUGGCUCCAGAAUUUUGGAGACUGGCAAAUCUGAGCACUGUUCAGAGCCAAAUGGCUUUCAGGAGCUGCCUUGUUUCACCUUUCUCCAUUUCAGAGAGUUCACAGUGUGGGCAUCUAGCACUGAUUCCAGAUUCCAAUGAUCAGUGCAGUUUGCAUAUGGGCUUUGCAUUUCAGCAUUAACUUAAUGGCAUUAAUUGUUAUGGGUUGGUAGAUAAGAGGCUUUUGACUGAAUCCAGUUCUACCAUGAGGACCAGAGAGGAGAAAAGGGAAGGAGUACUACAUCCUCAUCAUUUGCACACAUUCUCCUUCAGAGCAGAAUGCGCCCUAUUCUGGCAGAGCUUUGGAAGCAUCUAUUUAAUUUUCUACCAAGACAGACAUAUCUGCUGGAUCAUGUUUUACAAAUUUGUCUGGAUAUACCUCUUUCUUGCCUUUCUGUUGAACUUCAGAUUUUCAGCUUAUCAAUGAGGAACCAUGGGCACACCACAAAAAUUCUGCAAAGACAGAACCUGACUGCUUUUCUACCUAUCUGAUAUAUUGAUCACUUUUUAGCUGGAGAACACUAACUAGCAUAUUACAAGUAAGCUUAAAAUCUUGGAACCCUUACCAGUACAGCAAGUUUCCCAUCUGUCUCAUUUAGCGAACAGAACAACCCUAAUUGAGUGGAAUUUGUCUUCAUUAGAACAAGUGAAAAUGGACACUGCAAUGCCAAGGAAAACUGUCUUUCUUUUCUAAAUUGAGACACACAAAAAAUAGUACCUAGAAAUCUGUAAGUGCUGGGAAAAAAAAGAUCUUGAGAAUAAUAAAUGGAUUUGAGUGUUAAUUUCUGUGUCAUCCAAUGAAGUAUACAUACUGGCUAAUGUUUUGGAAGUCUUGAGAAAUAAUGCUUUUCUAAUACAUAUGCUUUCAGUAAGGUGAUAGGUAACUCCCAGAUCAACCAGCAACGUAAGAAAUAAGUGCUGACUUUCUAAAUAAGCUUGGAUAAUUUUCUUAAAUUUAACUGCAAUUUGCAAUUCAGGAAAUGGCUGCAUUUUUACUGCAAAAAAGAGUUUGCUCAUAAAAUUUCAGAGCAGAUCAUCAGUUGGUAUAAGCUGUUCCUUGGUGGAAUUUGUGUACCAUACUAUAGCAAUUUAUAACAGCUCUAAGAUUUGCCCUUCAGACUUUUAGAUCUUUUUCCCACCUGGAAGUCUCUGGCUAAUUCAAGUUUACAGAUAAUUAGAUUUGCAGUGGUACUUUUUCUGAUAACAAAACUGGACACAUGACUGCAAAAAGAUGGUGCUACAUAAUCAGUAAAGAUUGAGCCAGCUACCAACAGACUUUUAAAAAGCAGCUGAUGUUUUUAGCACCUGAGAACGGAAAAUGUAUGAAGAAGUGUUUGUGAACAGAUUUUAUCGUGACUGAUAAGCCAAGAAGAAGCAGCCAACUAUAUGCUAGGCUGCAUCAAAAGAGGGAUGGCCAGAAAGGUGAGGUAUGUGAUUGAUCCCCUCUACUCUGCCCUUGUGAUGCCCCAUCUAGAGUACUGUGUCUAGGCCUGGGACUGCUGCAACACCAUAAAGAUAAA